Molecule: messenger RNA, 1645 nt
Organism: Rhododendron vialii
Lineage: Eukaryota; Viridiplantae; Streptophyta; Magnoliopsida; Ericales; Ericaceae
Exons: 4
Coding region: 48-800 (250 amino acids)
Source: RefSeq, a predicted model, not a curated record
UGUCUAGAGGAGAAAAAGUGCCUACCAAAAAAAAACAAGGAAAAGUAAUGCUCCAACCUAAUUUUCUAGCAACUCAUUACAAAACACAUUAUGAGAGGAUAAGAGAUGAGAAAGUAAAGAGGAACAAUGAGGUAUUGGAAUCUCUUGGGGUUAUGAAAAUUGCAACAUCUAUGAUGGGAUCGGCUUGGCACCAGUGUGCAAAUGAUAAUAGGAAGCAUGGUAGGGCUGAUCAGGUGGAUGACCCUGACUAUAUACUAUCAAAUGAUGAGGAUGGUCAUGGCUAUAACAGUGAGUCUGAUGACUCUUUUGAGCAAGAGGACAUAGAGAUACCACCAGGUGGUCUACCAGCACAAUCGCAUACAGAGCCACAAUGUGGUGCAACUCUGAUCUCUGAGAGGGUCACCCGAUCAACACCUCAUCCCAACAUGGAAAGCCAGGCCUCACUGCCUCCCAUUGCUCAGCCACAAAAUGAGGUGCUACCUGAGAACAAUGACGAAAUCAAUAGACCUACCUGUGGACCUACGCGAGGCAUUCAAGCUCAGGGACUCAUUGACAAACAAGGAAAGCUUCCAGUUCCCAUUCCACAACUAUUCCGUGCGUCGGUAGGAAAGCAUGCUGCUCAAUUGGCCUCAAGGAUUGGUGUCGAGGUUCGCACACAUGUGAUAGACGUUGGCGUCCCUAAGUGGAAAGCAGUAGAUGAGAGUGUUAAAGCACCUAUACUUCAGCGCAUAAUGGAUAAGUUUGACUUGCAAGGAGAUCCAAUCGAUGUUGAAAAGGCAGUGGCAACACAAUGUGGAUAGAGGUUGAGCAAUCACAACUUCGUUUUGCACAAAAAGUACAAGAAACUUAAAGAAACGAAGGGGGAAGAGUAUGCCAGAAACAACCCACCAGCUGGUGUCAAUCCCGAGCAGUGGACGAGCUUAGUCACUAAGAAGUGGACUGUUCCAAAAUGGCUGGUAAUCUCGUUCACCAGAGAAAUAGUCAUGGUUCUUGUUACAGCAUCCUAAUCUUGGAUUUUAUUGAAAAACCACAUCCUAAACUUGAAACCCUUAUAGUUUUCUCUGGUGGUUUGUGGUCUUGUAGGAGCGAUCAGAAAAAAACACCUCAAACAGGUUUGAUUUUCUUCCCUUUUCUAAUGCUGCUUUUCCUACUGCCUUUUUGCCUUCAUUUCUGCCCUUGUGCCCAUGGCAUUUACCAAGUAACAUCACCAACAACAUUAUGGCUGUUUAUGGAUUACAACUGUAGGAUUAGGCCUUCAUCAUGGCUUUCAUCCAUGUAUGCUCACAACUAUAGGAUUAUCAGCUUUUUGGUCUCUAAUAUUGACUGCCAAGCUAUUAUAUUGUGAACUGUUGCUGCUUCUUUUGAAGAAAAACCUGCCAUUUGGUCUCAUGGACUGUUAUUGCUGUCAAAUUCGUAGAUUAAUCAGUCUUUAGACAUUCAAUAUGGCUUUGCUACUCUGCUGAUCUACUUGGGGGAAUUUCAGUCAUGUUUCCUCUCUAAUUCAACUCCAAACUGAGGAUAGGUUUAUUGAUUCAAGUCCAAACAAAGUACUUAUAAAAAAAACAUAAUGCUAGGGAUUUGAAUUGCAUUCAUAAUGCUAGGAAACACUUCAGUCAUUCAUAUAGAACAACAUUACAGAUGGCUA